Cercocebus atys (sooty mangabey) is the source of this 2618-nucleotide messenger RNA. RefSeq names its product serpin peptidase inhibitor, clade I (neuroserpin), member 1 (gene SERPINI1). Gene Ontology annotation, molecular function: serine-type endopeptidase inhibitor activity. Lineage: Eukaryota; Metazoa; Chordata; Mammalia; Primates; Cercopithecidae. Gene Ontology annotation, biological process: negative regulation of endopeptidase activity. The record is from RefSeq and is a predicted model, not a curated record.
GCAGCUAAGCCCCGGGCACAUCGGGCAACCAGACCCACGGGUUGGGGAGGGAUAGGCUGAGCCGGGGCUCCCAGCAGAGACGCCUGGGUGGGGCAGGAGACCGCUCCAGGUGUGAGCCACAGAGGAGGGGAGAGGGACCCCCAGGGGAGGGGAAGUGGCAGAGCAGCUGCAGAAGUGCGGGGAGCGGGAAGGUACACGGGCAGCUGCUUUCCGCUGCCUCCGGCCCGGGCAGCUGCAGAAACAGCAGGGGGAGGAGCAACAGCUGCCAAAUUCGCCAACUAGAGGAGGGAGAGGCGGAGCUUGGGUCCCUGUAGAAGCCAGAGGCGCAGUCUGGACUGUAGUUUCCCGGGAGAGACGAAAGCAGGAACGAGAGCGGAGCGGAGCACAGUCCUCCGAGCACCAGCUCCAGCAUCCCGUCAGGGGUUGCAGGUGUGUGGGAGACUUGAAACUAUUACAAGAUGGCUCUCCUUGGACUCUUCUCUUUGCUGGUUCUGCAAAGUAUGACUGUAGGGGCCACUUUCCCUGAGGAAGCCAUUGCUGACUUGUCAGUGAAUAUGUAUAAUCGUCUUAGAGCCACUGGUGAAGAUGAAAAUAUUAUCUUCUCUCCAUUGAGUAUUGCUCUUGCAAUGGGAAUGAUGGAACUUGGGGCCCAAGGGUCUACCCAGAAAGAAAUCCGCCACUCAAUGGGAUAUGACAGCCUGAAAAAUGGUGAAGAAUUUUCUUUCUUGAAGGAGUUUUCUAACAUGGUAACUGCUAAAGAGAGCCAGUAUGUGAUGAAAAUUGCCAAUUCCUUGUUUGUGCAAAAUGGAUUUCAUAUCAAUGAGGAGUUUUUGCAAAUGAUGAAAAAAUAUUUUAAUGCGGAAGUAAAUCAUGUGGACUUCAGUCAAAAUGUAGCCGUGGCCAACUACAUCAAUAAGUGGGUGGAGAAUAACACAAACAAUCUGGUGAAAGAUUUGGUAUCCCCAAGGGAUUUUGAUGCUGCCACUUACCUGGCCCUCAUUAAUGCUAUCUAUUUCAAGGGGAACUGGAAGUCACAGUUUAGGCCUGAAAAUACUAGAACCUUUUCUUUCACUAAAGAUGAUGAAAGUGAAGUCCAAAUUCCGAUGAUGUAUCAACAAGGAGAAUUUUAUUAUGGGGAGUUUAGUGAUGGCUCCAAUGAAGCUGGUGGUAUCUACCAAGUCCUAGAAAUACCAUAUGAAGGAGAUGAAAUAAGCAUGAUGCUGGUACUGUCCAGACAAGAAGUUCCUCUUGCUACUCUGGAGCCAUUAGUCAAAGCACAGCUGGUUGAAGAAUGGGCAAACUCUGUGAAGAAGCAAAAAGUAGAAGUAUACUUGCCCAGCGUGAUCAGUCGUGUAGAUAUAGUUCUGCAGUCAGUUCUAUGUCAACCAUUCAAGAUGAGAACUAUCGUGCUCGCAAAUGCAACUCGGAAGCUGAGGGAGCUCGGAAUAGCAUCUUCCGGCGCGCACAACAAGAGCAAUAUAACGCAGUCUCGCGAGGAUAUCAAAUCGUGCAGAAGCGUCGCAGAAUGUUUGAGAGCGAGCUCCCUAUCUAUACGGCUAGUGAUGCGCACUGCGCGAUAUGGGGCCUCCCUGAGUAUACUUGCAAGUGGCACUGCACCGUGUAAGCCGGAAUCUGAGAUUGUUCACUAUGUUAGCAACCCUGGAACUAGGUCUCGCAGUUUGACUCUCAAUCGCAUAAAUUACCUGCUCGCUUUUACUCAAUUUGGCUUGCGCUUUUCUGAGCGUAACAAUAUGCUGUUAACUAAAUAUUUUUAUUCCUAUGUGUUCUCCACGGUUCACAGUGGAACAGGAAUUGAUUUAAAAGAUGUUUUGAAGGCUCUUGGAAUAACUGAAAUUUUCAUCAAAGAUGCAAAUGUUGACAGCCUCCUCCUGGCUGUGCCCCAUCCGCUGCUCAGCAGGGCAUUGAGACCAGGCUUCACUUUGGCUGAUUCCAUAUACACAACUCCUGCCCCAGCCAAACUAAAUACUCACUCUGUGUCUCACCUGUCCCCAGCUCUCUGCCUUUGUGAAGUCUCUUCCACAAGAAAAAUCUCCUGCACUGAACCUCAGCUUCAACAUCCCCAAUUUCAUCAACGCAUCAUGACUACAGCAACCAGAAAUAACAAGGAGAUUUUUCUUUCCAAAGCAAUUCACAAGUCCUUCUUAGAGGUUAAUGAAGAAGGCUCAGAAGCUGCUGCUGUCUCAGGAAUGAUUGCAAUUAGUAGGAUGGCUGUGCUGUAUCCUCAAGUUAUUGUUGACCAUCCGUUUUUCUUUCUUAUCAGAAACAGGAGAACUGGUACAAUUCUAUUCAUGGGACGAGUCAUGCAUCCUGAAACAAUGAACACAAGUGGACAUGAUUUUGAAGAACUUUAAGCUACUUUAUUUGAAUAACAAGGAAAACAGUAACUAAGCACAUUAUGUUUGCAACUAGUAUAUAUUUAGGAUUUGUGUUUUACAGUAUAUAUUAAGAUAAUAUUUAAAAUAGCUCCAGAUGAAAACAAUAUAUGUAAAUUAUAAGUAACUCGUCAAGGAAUGUUAUCAGUAUUAAGGUGAUGGUCCUUUUGUGUCAUUGUGUUUGUGUGCUGUUGUUUAAAAUAAAAGUACCUAUUGAACAUGUGA